AAUACCCGCCUUCUCUCCGCUAUACUUCAUCAUUUUCGAAGUCUCUGCAUAUUCUAACGCAUUUCAAACCCCGAACAAGCACCUGCUACUGCAUUCACUCUUUUGAACUCUACUGUUAAUGGCGGACGUUCACAUGGGGGAAAGCGAGACCUUCGCCUUCCAGGCGGAGAUCAACCAGCUCCUCAGCCUCAUCAUCAACACUUUCUACAGCAAUAAGGAGAUUUUCCUUCGCGAACUAAUCAGCAACGCCUCUGACGCAUUGGAUAAAAUACGUUUCGAAAGCUUGACGGACAAGAGCAAGCUCGAUGCUCAGCCCGAGCUAUUUAUUAGGAUUUUGCCUGAUAAGGUUAAUAAAACACUAGCUAUCAUUGACAGUGGUGUUGGAAUGACUAAAGCAGAUCUGGUGAACAAUUUGGGAACUAUUGCAAGGUCUGGAACUAAGGAGUUUAUGGAGGCAUUGCAGGCGGGAGCAGAUGUUAGUAUGAUUGGACAGUUUGGUGUAGGUUUCUACUCUGCCUAUCUGGUGGCAGAGAAGGUGGUCGUCACAACUAAGCACAAUGAUGAUGAGCAGUAUGUGUGGGAGUCUCAGGCUGGUGGAUCAUUCACUGUUACAAGGGAUGUAAAUGGAGAACCACUUGGAAGGGGAACUAAGAUAACCCUCUUCCUCAAGGAUGAUCAGCUGGAAUACUUGGAAGAGAGGAGGAUAAAGGACCUUGUGAAGAAGCAUUCCGAGUUCAUUAGCUACCCAAUUUACCUCUGGACUGAGAAAACUACUGAAAAAGAGAUCAGUGAUGAUGAAGAUGAGGAGGACAAGAAAGAAGAGGGUGAUGUAGAGGAUGUGGAUGAAAAUAAAGACAAAAAGAAGAAGAAAAAGAUCAAGGAGGUGACCCAUGAGUGGCAGCUGAUUAACAAACAAAAACCUAUCUGGCUGCGCAAGCCUGAAGAAAUUGCCAAAGAGGAGUAUUGCUCGUUCUACAAGAGUCUAACUAAUGAUUGGGAGGACCCCCUUCACUGGAAACAUUUCUCUGUUGAGGGUCAGCUUGAGUUCAAGGCCAUCCUUUUUGUGCCAAAGAGGGCUCCAUUUGAUCUCUUUGACACAAAGAAAAAGUUGAAUAACAUUAAGCUUUAUGUGAGGAGGGUCUUCAUCAUGGAUAACUGUGAGGAGCUGAUCCCUGAGUACCUUGGGUUUAUUAAAGGUGUGGUGGACUCUGAUGAUCUUCCCCUCAACAUUUCCCGUGAAAUGCUCCAACAAAACAAAAUUUUGAAGGUCAUUAGGAAGAAUAUUGUGAAGAAGUGCAUUGAGAUGUUCUUUGAAAUUGCUGAGAACAAAGAGGACUACAUCAAAUUCUAUGAAGCCUUCUCAAAGAACCUGAAAUUGGGUAUCCACGAAGAUAGCCAGAACAGGGCUAAGAUUGCAGAUCUUCUGAGAUAUUACUCUACGAAAAGUGGUGAUGAAAUGACAAGCUUGAAGGAUUAUGUAACAAGGAUGAAGGAGGGACAGAAGGAUAUCUAUUAUAUAACUGGUGAGAGCAAGAAAGCUGUAGAGAACUCUCCAUUCCUGGAGAGGCUAAAGAAGAAAGGGUAUGAAGUGCUUUUUAUGGUGGAUGCAAUCGAUGAAUACGCUGUUGGGCAGUUGAAAGAAUUCGAUGGGAAGAAGUUGGUUGCUGCAACCAAGGAAGGGUUGAAACUUGAAGAGACAGAAGAGGAGAAACAGAAAAAGGAAGAAAAGAAGAAAUCAUUUGAAAACCUGUGUAAAGUCAUAAAGGAUAUACUAGGAGACAAGGUUGAGAAAGUGGUAGUUUCUGACAGGAUUGUGGACUCUCCCUGUGUCCUGGUGACUGGGGAGUAUGGGUGGACGGCCAACAUGGAGAGGAUCAUGAAAGCUCAAGCAUUAAGGGAUAGUAGCAUGGGUGCUUACAUGUCGAGCAAGAAGACUAUGGAGAUCAACCCAGACAACGGCAUCAUGGAGGAGCUUAGAAAGAGGGCUGAGGUUGAUAAGAAUGAUAAAUCUGUGAAGGACUUGGUCCUGCUUCUGUUUGAGACUGCUCUCUUGACUUCUGGGUUCAGCCUUGAUGACCCCAACACCUUCGCUGGAAGGAUCCACAGGAUGUUGAAGCUUGGGCUGAGCAUCGAUGACUAUGAGGAUGAGACUGCCGGAGAAGACACUGAGAUGCCUGCACUGGAGGAAAGCAAUGAGGAGAGCAAGAUGGAGGAAGUCGACUGAGGCAGAUCGAGUCUCUGCUGAAUUGUCAACCAAGUGAUGAAGUCCUAUGAGUGACAUGAACAUACUAGUAUAUAUAGUACGAAGCAUUACCUUUUUCCAUGUUUGUAACGAGUCUGUUUCUGUGAGUUGACAUCGUUCUGAAAUAUACGUACUAAAUAAUAGUUCUGGAGUCUGGACUAUUAUACACCAUCACUCUAUUCGUUGAGG
This is a messenger RNA of Ipomoea nil (Japanese morning glory), 2431 nucleotides long. RefSeq names its product heat shock protein 83-like. The record is from RefSeq and is a predicted model, not a curated record. Gene Ontology annotation, cellular component: plasma membrane; protein-containing complex; cytosol. Gene Ontology annotation, molecular function: ATP binding; ATP-dependent protein folding chaperone; ATP hydrolysis activity. The coding region runs from base 119 to 2224 and encodes 701 amino acids. The transcript is spliced from 4 exons. Gene Ontology annotation, biological process: protein stabilization; protein folding; cellular response to heat. Lineage: Eukaryota; Viridiplantae; Streptophyta; Magnoliopsida; Solanales; Convolvulaceae.